CCACACUAACAAAUUAUGCCAAUCAAUCAUUAUUUUUCAUUGCCAAAUAUAACAAACUCCAAUCAAUAAAAAAAACUCUAAUCUUUAUAUUCCACUUUAUGAUGAACCAGAAGUAAAGCUUUGAGAACAAAAAUGGGGUCUGCAACAUCAUCAAUGGCAGCAAAGUUAGCCUUUUACCCUCCAAACCCACCAACAUAUACCUUAAUCAGUGAUGAAUCAACUAAAAAAUUGGCAAUUUCUAAUGUUUUUAGAAGAGAAAAUGUUGAUGUUUUGAAGUUAUGUACUAAAAAAGGCAAUAAAAUUGUUGCUGUUUUUAUCAAGAAUCCUUCUGCUUCAUUCACUAUUCUGUAUUCUCAUGGUAAUGCUGCUGAUUUGGGUCAAAUGUUUAAUACUUUCUCUGAGCUUAGUGCUCAUCUUGGAGUUAAUCUUAUGGGUUAUGAUUACUCUGGAUAUGGGAAAUCUUCAGGGAAGCCAAGUGAGCAAGAUACAUAUGCAGACAUAGAAGCAGCAUACAUAUGUCUAAGAGAAAACUAUGGAGUAGCAGAUGAAAACCUCAUACUGUAUGGACAGUCUGUCGGAAGCGGCCCAACGGUCGAGCUAGCCACCCGUCUACCCUGUCUUAGGGCCGUAAUCCUUCAUAGCGCCAUCCUCUCUGGCAUUCGUGUCAUGUACCCUGUCAAGAGAAGUUACUGGUUCGACAUUUUUAAGAACAUAGACAAAGUUCCCCUUCUCAAUUGCCCUGUUCUGGUUAUUCAUGGGACAGCAGAUGAAGUAGUACAUUGUUCUCAUGGAAGGCAAAUAUGGGAACUAUGCAAAGAGAAAUUUGAGCCAUUAUGGGUAAUAGGAGGAAACCACUGCAACUUGGAGCUUUAUCCAGAGUACUUAAGCCAUCUAACCAAGUUUAUUUCAGCCAUCCCAAAACUACUGUCACCCAAUGAUCACAUAGAAUCUGAACAAACUAGCUCAGAUAUGGUAGAAUCAUCUGGUGAUUCGAAAGAAGUUAGUUUUAGGUCGAGUACAGAUCAAAGUGACUGGUCUUACUCUUCUCGGUUGAACAUCCUACAACGCCAACAUUCUAGAAGAAGUGUCGACAGUAAGGAGCUACCGAGUAGUAGUACUGACAGGAAAGAUAGGAGUAGGAGGAAGAGUGUAGACAGUCUCAGCAGAUCCAGGAACAGUACAGACCAAAAUGAUAAGCCAAGGAGAAGCUUCGAUAGGUUGGGAAACAUGGUAAGAUCAGUUGGGAUAUGCAAUGUUGAUUGUUUCAAAAGAACUGCAAUUUGAGUUAAGCGGAGCUAUUUUAGGGUGAAGAUCGGCCACAAUCCACCUUAAAAGAUUAUUUCUUUUACAAAGAAUAUAUUUCAAGUGUUGUUUAUUUGCAUGUGGUAUUUUGCCACAAAUUAGUCAAAUUACCUAUUUGUCUUGUUGUCAACAUUAUUUUAUUUCUGUUCACUUUAGUCCUCUACGUACCCUCUUGACAUAAAUCUUAGCUUCGUCUCCAUUGAUUAUGGAGAUGAGAUCAAUAUGAAACAGUAAGUCAUGGGUUUUUUUGAAUUGAGUUUAAAUAUUU
Molecule: messenger RNA, 1570 nt
Organism: Amaranthus tricolor (Joseph's coat)
Lineage: Eukaryota; Viridiplantae; Streptophyta; Magnoliopsida; Caryophyllales; Amaranthaceae
Exons: 6
Coding region: 133-1284 (383 amino acids)
Source: RefSeq, a predicted model, not a curated record